Messenger RNA from Vanderwaltozyma polyspora DSM 70294, 2526 nucleotides. RefSeq names its product putative mannosidase MNL2 (gene MNL2). Gene Ontology annotation, biological process: N-glycan processing; carbohydrate metabolic process. The coding region runs from base 1 to 2526 and encodes 841 amino acids. The transcript has a single exon. Gene Ontology annotation, cellular component: Golgi membrane; endoplasmic reticulum. NCBI's taxonomy places the organism in Eukaryota, Fungi, Ascomycota, Saccharomycetes, Saccharomycetales, Saccharomycetaceae. The record is from RefSeq and is a predicted model, not a curated record. Gene Ontology annotation, molecular function: calcium ion binding; mannosyl-oligosaccharide 1,2-alpha-mannosidase activity.
AUGAUAGUUUAUAGUAAAUUGAUUGUGUCUCUUAUAAGGAGGCUUCGAUCUGUGCUACCACUUUGUGUUACUAUUUGUUUAUUGUUUUAUUAUACUUUCCAGAAUGAGAUCGAUAUGUUGAAUUCAUAUGCUGAGAAUGAAUAUAUGCCCUCUAUUAAUAAUGAGCUUGUGGGUUCUACGAAUACGAAUUCUAAUUCGAAUUCAAAUCUGAAGGAUAAGGUUGAUGAAGGGUUGGCAUCGUAUGGUAAUUCCAAGGUAUUGGAAAAUGCAAGUGGUGAUGGGACUAGCACUGGGGAUAAAGUGUCUCAUGCGUUGGAUUUGUCAGAUCCUGAGGUGUUGAAAGAGAAAAAUCGAUACUUUCCUCUACUGAUUUCAGAUUCAUCGAAGGAAAGUCUUAUCAGAUACAAUGACCUUCCGUCUUCACAGUUACAAUCUUUACUACUGCAUCACAAGGAAAAAUAUCCUAUACUUUAUGAAAUGUCACUGCCAAAAAGUGACACCACAGUUUCACAGAAAAAUACAAUCAUUGUUCAAAAUUCAAGAGAUGAUAUACAAGGCAGUACUGAUCAGGAUAUGUUAGGUGAAAUUAGAAAAAUACUGUUAAAGUCUUUGGAUUUUGAUCAAGUCAUGUCAAGAGCCACAGAAAACAUAGAGAUAGAAUGGCCGUUGAAAUUAAUCGACAUUUUGGAUACUUUAUAUCUAACAAAUGAAUUUAAUAUAUUCGACGAAGCUGUCGCUUUGAUCUCAGAGGUUGACUUCACUAUUCCUCCUAUCACCGUUGGGACUAUUGAUAUUCCAGAUUUAGCAUCAAGAGCUCUGGGUGGGUUGAUUUCAGCUUAUGAAUUGUCAUCAGAGGAAGUUUUGCUCUCCAGUGCAAAAUCGAUUGCUGAUUUCAUCUUGAGAUCUUUUGAUACUCCAAAUGGUUUGCCAAUUUUACACUAUCCUUGGAAAACUCAAUAUCAAAAUAGGUUUCCCUAUCAAAAUAGUGAAAUUGGUGCUUUGAGUAAUAUGGCUUUGGAAUUAACUAGAUUAUCACAAUUAACAAAAUCGAACAAAUAUUUCACUUUUGUAUACAAGAUUUAUGAUACGAUCUCAAAAUCAAAUGAUGAAUUCGAUUUGGACUAUAUGUUCCCCGAUCAUGUGGACUUCUCUGGCUGUGAAUUGUUGACAUCUUCAGAAGUCUCGAAAGGUAAGCAUGUUAAAGGUUCUCAAGUAAUGAAAAGUAUUAAUGAAAAUUUCCAAUUUGUUUACUGUCAACAAGGUGGUACUGUAAAAGUUUCACCAGAGGACAUCAAGAGUAAGUCGCAGCUCUUCGUUAUGAAUGAAAACACUCAACCCGUUUAUGCAAAUAUUGUUAAGAUGUUUCAAAUGUUGAAUUAUUAUGAUAUAAUGAAAAUUCCAGAAAGUUACUUAACCUCAACAAGUACAAAUAAUGAUAUGGAAUUAGAAAAUGAAGAGUCUGGAUCGCAUAAUUUAGACUCUACAAAUAAGAUCGAUAACAAGAAAAAUGGAAAUUCAAAAGAAACACCAAGUGCAGAUGAGGAAAAUUUAAAUAGCAAUAAUUCACCAAGUUCUAAAAAAUUCUUUAUUAACGGAAUGAAUCACAUUAAAAACCUAAUGGCUUUCAAUCCAGUUACAGCAUUUGAGAAGAAACUUACAGUAAUUUCCUCAUUGGAUACUCAUUCCUCAUACGUACCUUCUAAAAAUGAAUUGAGAGUGGAAAUGAAAAAGCAUCUGGAUAUGCAUCAUCAAUCGUGCUCCUUGGCCUCGACCUUAAUUCUAGGAUCAAAGUUAUUUAAUAUUACAAAUUAUGCUGAUUUUGCAUCAGAAAUUACAGAGAGCUGUUUCAUAUUAACAAAUUACUUUAAAGCGGCGAUGCCAGCUCAUCUUUAUUUAGAUGACUGUGAACUAGGUAGCUGUCAAUUUGAUGAAGCAACUAAAUUAAGUAUGAUAGCAGAAGGAAAAUAUAUGCAUCUAAAUAAUGAUGAAGAAAAUGAAGCAAUAGGUGAUGUUGUUACAAAUGAGAAGGUGUUGGAUGAUGAUGCAAUAUCUCAGAAAAUUAAUCGAUUGCUAAUGUUUUCAAAAGAAAAUGGUAAAAGUUUCAUCAGCGUGAAUCCCUCUGAUAUUGAUUUUUCAACAGGGAAAUGGGCUAAACAACCAGAAAGACCACUUUGGGUGAACAAAAUGGGACAUCAAACUAUCCUCUCACCAUACACAAUUGAACCUAUAUUUUACAUGUAUAGAAUUACAGGUGAUAAUAAAUGGAGAGAUAUGGGUCGAGAACUUUUUAAAACUACUGUUUCCACUGUUAAACAAAUUAAUCAAAGAGCCAAAGGUAUCUGGGAUAUUAAAGAAAUGGCCAAAAUUGGCGAUGGUAAUAGUAAUACGUCUAAAAUUCCUAGUAGUUGGUAUUCUCAGACAUUAAAAUACUACUAUUUAUUAUUUAUGGACAGAAAUAAAUUUAGUUUAGAUGAUUAUAUUUUAACCUCUGGAGGACAUUUUAUGAAGAAAUAUGUAAAUUCAUAA